Messenger RNA from Trypanosoma grayi, 1026 nucleotides. RefSeq lists its product as hypothetical. The record is from RefSeq and is a predicted model, not a curated record. NCBI's taxonomy places the organism in Eukaryota, Euglenozoa, Kinetoplastea, Trypanosomatida, Trypanosomatidae. Bases 1 to 1026 code for a protein of 341 amino acids. The transcript has a single exon.
AUGGGAAGCGCACUCUUCCGCUGGGAGGCCAGCGAGGCCGACACGGUGGUUGACGCUCUUACGUUCCUCGACGAUGACCCACAUGCGCCGCGCUUCCGCUUCAAGCACGCGGCAACCAGCACAGUGCAAGAUGCAUUCCUCUCUAGCUUCCGGUUCUAUUCACGCUAUGUCUUCUUGAAUGUGUUCACUGCGCUGCAGAUGGUACUGGCGCUCUUUACGAUGUACCUCUUCAACUACAUGGGGACGGUGCGCUACCACUAUGGGCCACCCAUCGUCCCUUCCUUGGCAGUGGAUGGAGACGCGGUGCUUCCCUCAGGUUCAUUCUCUGUUUCAAUUUCGACGGUAUCAUCAUUAUCAUCCUCCACCUCGCAGGAGCAGCUUCCGCCAGCGUACCCGCUGAACACGCGAAGGGCAUUGGGCCCACUCUACUUGGCUGUCGCCACGCUUGGUAUUUUCUUUGUCGCCUUUUUUGCGAUGUACAUUGUCUGGCUGAACAGUGACUGGCACAUGACGCUCGAGAUGGGGCGAUGGGUCCGUGACAAGCGGCAACACGAGCAGCGAGGUAUCUCCGCUUCGUUUGGGUUGCAUGAGAUGGCGUCGUCGCGCCGCCAAAAGGAGCAGCAGCAGCCUAGCUACAGUAAGGAGAGUGGUGGUUGUCGUCUGCGUCGCCUGGGUGUGCGGUGGAUCUCCGGCAAGUGGCCGUACUACGCCUUCCCGGCCCGCUACCUAACAGACUUCGAUUACCGGCACGAUCUCCACGUGAAGUAUGGUGCUCAUGCCACACGGCGUGAUCCGCAAAGUAUGCUCUUCGUGUUCGCCGCACCGUUUGUACUUAUCCUCACCAUUAUCGAUAUCUUAACGGUUGACGAAAUGCGGUUGGCGGGAGUGUCACCGGCGUUGCUGCAUGGCCUGCUGCUCGCAUGCGGCCCUCUGUUUCUGGUGUAUGUGACACGGAGCGUGUUAACGCGGUGGAUGAUGUGGGGAAGAACAUGCUUCACGGAAAUGAAGACUGUCCUCCAUGCCUAG